This is a messenger RNA of Polyodon spathula (Mississippi paddlefish), 4085 nucleotides long. Its product is annotated as centrosomal protein of 120 kDa. The transcript is spliced from 21 exons. Gene Ontology annotation, biological process: centrosome cycle; interkinetic nuclear migration; positive regulation of centriole elongation. The record is from RefSeq and is a predicted model, not a curated record. NCBI's taxonomy places the organism in Eukaryota, Metazoa, Chordata, Actinopteri, Acipenseriformes, Polyodontidae. Gene Ontology annotation, cellular component: centrosome; centriole.
UUCUCUCAGGUAACCAGGCGGAAGUUGAUGUUGUUUAAAAGGGAGGCGGUAAAUGUGUAUUGUGGAGCGGGUAGAAAACGGUUAAUUAUGUGUUUCUUAACUGAAUUGACGAGGUAGUGCAACAGGUAGCCUGGUUCAGAGGGGCGUGACAGAAAGAAGAGAGGCUGGUACUGAAGCGUAAAUUGGACAGUAUUUAAAAAAAUAAAGUAAAAUAAAAAAACAAACAUAACCGUGGAAGAAUUAGAAAACAUGGGAUCCAAAUCGGAUCAGUUGCUGAUUGUUGUCUCCAUACUAGAAGGCCGGCACUUCCCCAGACGCCCUCGACACCUACUUGUGGUGGAAACCAAGUUUGAUGGAGAACAGUUAGCUACAGACCCUGUAGACCACAAGGAUCAACCACAGUUCUCUACAGAGCUGGCAUGGGAGCUGGACCGGAAGGCUCUCCAUCAGCACAGAUUACAGAGGACACCCAUUAAGCUACAGUGUUUUGCAGUAGAUGUGUUAUCAUCUGCAAAGGAAUCAGUGGGCUAUAUUGUUCUUGACCUAAGACCUGUUCAGGAAAAGAAACAGACUCCUAAAUGGUAUCCGUUGUUAAGCAGCAAGUACACGAAAGUGAAGCCUGAGAUUCUGAUUGGUAUGGCACUUGAAAGUGAUGCCAAACCUUUAACUGAUGGAUUUAAAGCUAAAGAAGCACCACCGAGGGAAGUAACUCCUGCGUUCUCUAGUCUGGAUCCUAAAAACAUCACUGCAGUCCUGAAUGAAGAGGAAGGAUAUCACCAAAUUGGACCACCGGAAUACUGCAAUGAGCUUUUUGUCUUGUCCGUUACAGUAGCUUUUGCAAGUCAGUUGGAGCAGUUGAUUCCUUGUACAACGAAGCUUCCAGAGGAAAGGCCAGAGUUUUUCUUCUACUAUACAUUGCUGGGGAAUGAUGUGACCAAUGAGCCUUUCACUGACCUGAUCAACCCGAACUUUGAACCAGAAAGAGCAUCUGUGAAAGUCCGCAGUAGUAUUGACGUCCUCCGAGUGUUCCUCGCUGCACAGCCAAACUUACAAAUACACCUUUGCUGUGGAGACCAAUCCCUUGGCAGUACAGAUAUUUCAAUAGCAGGUCUGUUGAAGAAAGCCAACGUUGAUAUUGAAAAGCAGCCUGUUGCAAUAGAAGGGGCCUUCACCCUGAUACCACCAAACAGAGCUAAACAAAAGCUGCCAUCUGUUCCUCUUGAGCUGCAGCCAACUGUCGGGGUGUCGGUGACAUUAAGAAAAGAGGGAGUUAAUUCACAGUCUUCCAGCCCUGACAAAGGCCAAGCUGUAGCUCAGAGUCCUGUGAAGAAGAGAGUUGUGUCUCCUACUUUACCCAAGUCCCCAGCUCCAGUUCUGAGACCCAGUAGGGCUCCCUCUCCCAACAGCCCCUCCCCUGAGAGCCCACCAUCCCCUCUCAACAAUGACCCAGCAACUGAGAGUGAAGUGGAUAGUCUGCAGGAGGACCACAAGCAGGCCAGGCAGUUCCCGCAUGAGUCUAAUGGGAAGGCUAGUGAACCCCCUGAAGAACCACCUGUAUCAAAAUCACAAAGCAGAGCAAAGUCCCCUUCUGUUCAGCGACCCUCCAAUGCUACCGAGCAAAGGCGCCAGUCUGAAGCGGUCUCAAGUUCCUCAAUGUCUACCUCUGCACCAAAGAUUGCAAUCCCAGCAUCGGCACACCAUUUCUGUUUUGCACUGGAUUUAAGAAGCAUUAAAGACAUGGAUGUAGGCUUUCCUGUAAAUUGCAUGCUAAGGUAUUCAUACCCAUUCUUUGGCAGUGCAGCACCCAUCAUGACCAACCCUCCUGUGGAAAUUCGAAAGAAUAUGGAAGUUUUCCUGCCUCAGUCAUACUGCGCAUUUGAUUUUGCUGCUGUGCCUCAUCAGCUACAGGACACUUUCUUUAGGUUACCUCUGUUAGUGGAGGUGUGGCACAGAGAUAAAACAGCCAAAGACAUUCUCUUGGGAGUAGCGAGACUGCAGCUAUCAAACGUCCUGACGUCUGAGAAAACAAGGUUUUUAGGCCAUUCGGGCGAGCAGUGCUGGAGGCAGACGUACAGUGAGAGAGUCACAGUUACAGCAGCCAAAGGACCAAGUGACAAAGUCUCUGAAUUGUGCUACUUCAUGACCCUGGAGAACUUUGGUCUGGUGAAAACCCAGGAGAUCUUCAUAUCUGACUCUUCUCAGAGUGCCAGUGCUGGUCAUCCAAAACCAGUGCCACCAUCUCAGCUACCCCAGGACCAUGUACCACAACUGGAGCCUGAGCCAAGGGAGACACUGGAGUAUAAGGCAGCCCUGGAGCUGGAGAUGUGGAAGGAAAUGCAAGAAGACUUGUUUGAGAACCAGUUAAAACAGAAGGAACUAGCACACAUGCAAGCCCUGGCAGAUUGAGUGGAAGAAAAGGGAUAAGGAAGGGAAGCCCUUGUGAAGAAAAAAGUAUCUGAGUAUUCUAUACUGGAGGAGCAGCUUCAGAAAACCCUGGCAGAUCUGGAAAAGAGAGAAAAGCAACUGGCCUUUUCUGAGAUGGAGCUACAGAGACUGAGAAAGGAGAUGCAGGCUGACCAUGAGCGUAGCCUGCGAGAGCUGCAGGACAGCAGCCGCCGUGUCCGAGAAGACUGUGUCCACCAAGUGGAGCUUGAGAGGUUAAAGGUCAAACAGCUGGAAGAGGACAGGCACCGCCUACAACAGCAGCUUCAAGAUGCAGAACACAAGUACAAGCUGUUGGAGAAGGACUUCCUUCAGUUCAAGGACCAGCAGAGUACCAAACCAGAAAUCCGACUUCAAUCUGAAAUUAAUCUGCUCAAUCUGGAAAAAGUGGAACUGGAAAGAAAGUUGGAAUCUUCAACAAAGUCUAAACUGCAUUAUAAGCAACAGUGGGGACGAGCGUUGAAGGAACUUGCACGACUGAAACAGAGAGAGCAGGAAAAUGCCAUGGCUCGCCUGAAGAAGCAGCAGCAGGAGCUUGAGCACAUGAGACUUCGGUACCUGGCAGCUGAAGAGAAGGACGUUGUUAAAACAGAGAGGCAGGAGCUAGAAGAGAUCAGAAAUGAACUGAACAGGUUAAAGCAGCAGGAAGACAAAAAACAGUCACGGGAUGAGAGAGAUACUGCAACAGGGAGAACAGAUGGACACCACAUCCAGCUUCUGAACGAAAGCCUGGAUGACUAUCUAAGCAGGCUAAUAGAGGAAAGGGACACCCUUCUAAGGACAGGGGUGUAUACUCACGAAGACCGUAUUAUCAGUGAGCUGGAUAGGCAAAUACGUGCAGCUAUUGCAAAUCGAAGCACCAAAUAAAUAAAUUAAAUGCUGUUUUUUUUUUUUUUUUGUUUUUUUUUUUUUUUUGACUAUUUGAAUCUCUAAUUAUCCUGCAAACAUCCUGCAGCAGUAAAUGUUAUAUAUCUAUUAUACAUUGUAUAUACAUGAGGGACAAUGGUUUCCCACCCUAAAAAUUGUGGUCAUUUAAACAGUGUCUAUUUAACACAUUUAAUAAUGUUAUUUUUAAUUCUGAAAGUAUUUUCAAAAAGCAUUUAUAUUUUGCAAAAUGGAAAAAAAUAUAUAUUUUAAAAUACUCCACAAAUUGAAUUGGCAGACUAAGAAGUAUUACAAUGGAAAUGGUGUUGUCUUUAAAAAUAAACCCUGUAACAGCUGCUUAUCUGUAGACCUGUGAUUUUGUCAUUUUUCUCUACACAAUAUACAGUGUGUAUCAAAAGAGCCUUUUUUUUUUUUUUUUUUUUUUUUUUAAACCGGAACUCCAGGUGGUGAUUUAGUGUCUUUAUUCUGUUUGUGAACAGAAGAAGGGGCCCUAAUGUAAAGAAUAAAAAAAAGGCUUUUACAGAAUACCAUACUUUUCAGGAUUAAUGUAUUUAUUUGUUGUUGUAUUGUAUUCUGAAACUGUAUUAAAUAAGAUUUGAGUGUUGUUUGAAGUAUAUUAUUUUGUAAAUGUACCUGUUUAGGACAGUUUAGAUGCUUUAAGUAGCAACAUGUUUUGACAGUGUACAAAACAGCUGCCCUUACACUGUAUUUAAUUGCUUUUUUCUAGUUGGACUAAUAAACGUUUAUAUUAAUCAAGA